Molecule: messenger RNA, 939 nt
Organism: Wickerhamiella sorbophila
Lineage: Eukaryota; Fungi; Ascomycota; Dipodascomycetes; Dipodascales; Trichomonascaceae
Exons: 1
Coding region: 1-939 (312 amino acids)
Source: RefSeq, a predicted model, not a curated record
AUGGUAAAACUGGGAUUAAGCAACGCUUUCGAGGAUAUUAAACGGUUACAUUUGUUUUCUCGGAAACAGCGUAGCAAGGAGUCACAGAGCCCUGAGUAUUUGUCUCAGGUUGAAGCUAAGGCUUGCUCUGUAGCGUACCCCGAAACGUCAAGCUAUUCUUGGGUUCAUUCAAUCCCCCCUGAGAAAUCUGCUCACGGGUGGGAAUAUGUCAGAAGUUUAGGACCAGCCACGGGGGCUUCGCAGCCGCGGUACAGACCCCAUGCCCCAAGCACACCAUCGCCGCUGUCCCAACACAGCCGGCGUGUCCAACAACCAGUAUUUUUGAGACCGGACCACCGCUCAUCUCCUCGUUCCCCCGCUUCACCUGCCUCCUCAAUCGCAUCGCUUCCACUGAGUGCAGAGACUUGUUCAUAUAUUGAACAAGUUGUCAAGACACAGGUUACACAGAUGAUGAGCAAAAUGGUUGACGAAAAUGCCAGCAGUGGCUCAGACACUAGUUGUGUGGAGACCGAUAUCGAAUGCUUACAGCCGGUUCUUCGUGAACGGCCCCAGCCUAUUUUUUUCCGUCCCGACCAUAGCCCCGCUAGUUCUCAUUCCGGCCACUCCUUAAAUCUUGAUAAAAUGCCGAGUAUUGAGGAGAUCUCAGAUGAUGGAAGUUUUGAUGAUUGUGUGGACAAGCUGAGCGAUGCGGUCGUUCCCUCAACUGACUCUGGCAAGACAACGCCUGAGCCAGAUAUUCCUGAACAAAACUUGAAGCUCCUCAACGUUUCCUCAAUUAACUGGGAUACCAUUGCGCGGACAGCAACCAAAUCUGACGUCGCAAUGAAGCGGCUCUCGAUUCCAGCUUGGAUGGACUCAAGCCGCUGUUUAGAACGUCUCAAGCAGAACCUUGAAGAAACAGGGAACACAGGGCCUCAGGCGAACUCCGUUAAAGUCUAA